Pomacea canaliculata is the source of this 3885-nucleotide messenger RNA. RefSeq lists its product as uncharacterized. Lineage: Eukaryota; Metazoa; Mollusca; Gastropoda; Architaenioglossa; Ampullariidae. Gene Ontology annotation, biological process: positive regulation of transcription initiation by RNA polymerase II. Gene Ontology annotation, cellular component: nucleus. The record is from RefSeq and is a predicted model, not a curated record. Bases 390 to 2756 code for a protein of 788 amino acids. The transcript is spliced from 9 exons.
AGCACUCGCUAGGUCUAUGGGCGCGCAAAUAUUUGUGCUUAUGAAAAAGAUACGUUAGCUGAUUUUUAGGAUUUAUCGUACUUUUUGAAGUUACAGAGGAAGACUUUACUUGCUCUACUGAUUCUAAAAGCCUUCGAACACCAAGACUAGUGAUUCUAAAAGCCUUCGAGCACCAAGACCACUGACAUUGAGCCAGGCGGCUUGUUUGCGACGUACCCACGAACUAAUAUCCGUGUUGAUGUAAUGAAAUUUAAUAAAUAUUUUUGUGAGAGUAAUCACAGCAUCUUGUUGCGGCCCUAUGCUCCUUGAGGAGUAACAAGGAAUAAACAAUCACAUCUUUAAUAUGUAAAACAACAGGAACAGUCUCUACAGUACGUGUACUACAAAAUAUGGAAAUGAAUGCCACCCAAACCAUGAAUCCAAACCUCGCAGAUGAGGAGUAUGCUACAGAUGUUAUCUCCCAGAAGCACCCACCAUUCAAGACUGAGUUAAAUUGGAGUUCAUCUGAAAGCGGGAAAAGUGAAGAAUAUGACAUGAAAACAGCAGAAGAUCAAAAACAGCUGCUUGAUGAAACGCAAAUAUACUCAACAUAUAGUAGCCCUGAAGUUUCAGAUGAUGAUACCCAAAGAAGUUUUCUUCAUUUUACCUCUACUCAGGUAUAUGAUGUACUGGAGGGUGAAGAUGCAGGGAAUCUUAAGAAGAAAAACGAUACAUCUCCACAAGCUUUUGAAACGUCAAAGAAUGAAGAACUUAACAAAGAUUUCAUUGGAGCCACCAUAAAUGCAAAUGCAGCUCAGUGUCAUCUAGACCAAGAAUCAGAGAAUGCUGGGGAAUGGAUUUCACCAUCUCCUCAGGAAAAUUGUUUAUCCAUGGAUCAGGGCAAAGUGUUUGUUUCUCUUAUGCCAACUACUACAUUUCCUCAUCUUUCCAGAAGAAAGAUAAGUGAAGAGGAAACUGUUAAUACCAAGCUGUAUUUGACCAAAAAACCUACAGAAACAAAUGACAUUAAACAAGGCACAAAAGCUGAAGUUUUAAGAGAAGAAGAAGACUUUCUUAAAGAUAAAAAUGAAAUAAGCCAUGUCAGCAUUAGCAAUCCGAAUGUCAAGACAAACCACCCAAGCUCACAGCUUACAGAAGUAAAUGGAUGUAAAGUUUCUGUAGGACAACAAGAAAAUGAGUUUCACAUUAGACAGGAAAUGCCAGAUAAAGGAAACCAAAUAUGCAUGAAAGAGAACAAAAAUGACUUUUCCAUCUCUGAUAACUUUUACUGCAAUAAUUUAAAAGAUGAGAGGCAGGUGUCUGCAACAGAUGUGUUUGACUGCACAAUUGGUGAUGGUUUGGCCAUUAGUCUAAAAAAGAAAGAUGAAAUUUUGCAGCACACUUUGGGAUGUGGUAGGAGAAAAACUUUGACAAAACCUAAAGCUUUAAAGUCAGUUGCAAAGAAAAGCGAAAUCACCAAAGAUAUAAAAAAACCAGAUAAAAGCAUAAUCACAUCUGUAGAUGGCACAUCAAAUAACUCAUAUAAUAUGAGUACAAGUAAAAAUGGAUUCAUCAGGAGAUCUAGUCGAAUUCAAACCCAGGUUUCAAACAGUAGAGAUGAAAGAGUUAAGACACAGUCUGAAGAGGAGGAAAACAGAAGGUCCACACGGUACAAAAAUGUUCUGAUUAAAAGACAGUCAUCUACACAAGCUAAAGGGACAGAAAUAGGCAGACAUUGUGUCUUGAAUAACAUCAGGAGAUCUAAUCGAAUUCAAACCCAGGUUUCAAACAGUAGAGAUGAAAGAGUUAAGAGACAGUCUGAAGAGGAGGAAAACAGAAGGUCCACAAGGUACAAAAAUGUUCCGAUUAAAAGACAGUCAUAUACACAAGCUAAAGGGACAGAAAUAGGCAGACAUUGUGUCUUAAAUACGCCUAAGGGGAAAAUGGAAAUAAAAGAACCAUAUAAAAAGAAAAGAAAGGCGAUUAAAAAAUGUCAGGGACAUCAUGUGAAAUCAGGAAACUUAAAAAAAGAGAUUCCAAAAGAUGUAUCAAAAAUAAAGAAAAAUACUAGACUUGAAGAGUUUAAAAGGAAUUUAACAAGGGAAUUGAGUACCCAGGACUCAAAAUGCCAGAAACUGAUGGGUUUUGACAAUGAAGAAGUUACUGCAUCAAGGCAGGAGUCCAGACAGCAAAGAAAAUUCAUAAAGAGAAAAUUGCAUAUUCCAGAAGACACAUCUGUUUCCCCUGCAAAACGGUUACUCAGAAGUAACCUAACCAAUACACUAAACAGCAACAAAGAUGUACUUCAUGUCAAUGAAGAAAUAAUGAAUGAUCAAAAUAUCAUGUCAGGAUUGACUUCAAAAACUCGUGACAAAUGUGAGGCAGGAUUUCAGGACAGCUCAUGUCAAAAGCGAGAGCAAAGGAUCCUUGAUGUCAAAUUGAUUUGCUGUAAAGGAGCCAAAACCAAAAUUCAAAUUGAUCGAAAGACUAAGGAUGUCCAUAAAAAGAGAAAGGAUUUUAAGGAGAAAAAAAGAAGAGAUUUUCAACUUCGCCACAAAACUGAUCUUCUGAAACCUAAAGUGACGUUUACUGGAGUUGUCGAUGAAAGUGGUCAAAAGAUUGUAAAGGAACUUGGAGGUGAGGUAGAUCAACACAUUACAGACUGCACACACCUCGUUACUGAUAAGGAGGAGGGGAUGCUGGAGGCUAAAGUCCCUGAUGGGUUGUGCCCAUCAUACCAACACACCUCUUUAAUGAAGACUUUUCCUAGAUGGUAAGUUUUUAUGACCCACACCAACCAAUUGGCUGACCAUGCACUGCGCUAGCCUUGCUGGAAGGCUGCUGCUUGGUCAAUAUGGCCUGCGUUUCUGUAGGCCAGAGUAUAUUCCUUCUGUACCCCUGGUGUGGCCUUGCAGGAGAUCCUCAGUGGUACCACUUGGCCACAUCCUAUUGUUGGACUCACUGAAGGAAGCAAACAUGAGGAAUGAGCAUAAAAUAUUUCAACUACGUCUAUAAACAAAUCAUGAAUAUCCAUAGGGUAAACACUAUGUGAGAGUUAAGUGUCCUUGUAGUUACCUAUAAUUACCUACCUGACCUCAGCCCUGUUCUGGCCUUGAACCAGGCUGGUUCAUGACACUGUCUAGUCCUGUUACCAAAAUAAUAUGUGAUCACCAGCCUUUUAGCAAAGCAGUAGAACUCCCGUUUCUUUUAUAUCAACUACUUACCUACCAUUGAGUCCUUUGAAAAAUGCAUUAAAAACACAUCUUUUCCAUGAGCACUACUAAACAAUUCACUGCUAACCAGUCUUUUUUUUCUCUCUUUCACCAUUUAUAUCUUUUGAAUAGUUGGUCCUGUCCAAUAUAUCCCUUUAGCUGAUUCUUUAUCAUUACUGUUACCUCUGUGUCUUUUGUGCAGUCUUUUGUACUUUGUCCUCAUUGUUGGAUGUGUUCCUAUAUGUACUACACAUUAACCUAGUUUUUGUAUCAAGCACUAAGUACACGUUCCUAUGUGAGCAUGAUGCUGUGCUAUAUAAAUUGCAAAUUUAUUAUUAUUAAAGAGCUGCCAUAAAUGGAAGAGGCAGACCAUUCAAUACGCAUUGAAUCUGGUAUCUUACUAAAUUUUCUUUUACUGUAGAUUGUUUGAUGGCAUGAUGAAAAGUACUAGAUGGAAUUGUACGUGCUAGUUAAAACUUAAAUCAGAAACUUAAUUGAUCUGAGGAUUUUCUUUGUUUCUUACAUUACAACUUUCUACUUUCACAUUACAGUUCAGAAAGGAUAAUGACCUCAGUCUCUACUUCUGCCAAGUGAACUUAAGUAUUUACUGUUUUUGCAUGUUACUAAGCAAGAAAUGGCCCCAAAUGUGCGAAGACUGCCAAUUUACAAAUGCAAAGACUAUAAAACCACAAAC